Gastrolobium bilobum is the source of this 2281-nucleotide messenger RNA. Its product is annotated as NADH-ubiquinone oxidoreductase chain 4-like. NCBI's taxonomy places the organism in Eukaryota, Viridiplantae, Streptophyta, Magnoliopsida, Fabales, Fabaceae. Bases 240 to 767 code for a protein of 175 amino acids. The transcript has a single exon. The record is from RefSeq and is a predicted model, not a curated record. Gene Ontology annotation, molecular function: ubiquinone binding; NADH dehydrogenase (ubiquinone) activity. Gene Ontology annotation, biological process: electron transport coupled proton transport; aerobic respiration; ATP synthesis coupled electron transport.
CAAAAUGAAAAGCCCGGGUAGAAGCACAAGCAAAAGGAGAGAGGAAAAGUAGAAAAAGGAAGGGGGGAGGAGACUCGCCUCAAUACUUCCCACUGGACGAGAGGCGCACCUAACCCACCUACCCACUCAUCAAUCACGGUGUUCAGCUGACUUGCACUGAUAGACCCCUAUUGUAUUGGAAUUAGGCGCCCAUCUUUUGACUGUUGUCAACUAAUCUCUUCAAUGUUCGAUUCUACUCUAUGUUAGAACAUUUCUGUGAAUGCUAUUCUAAUCUAAGUGGUCCUAUUCUGUGUCCCGUGCUAGGAAGCAUUAUUCCUCUUUGCAUUCAAAAUGAAAGAAUACGACCGAUACGAUUGAUUGGUCUGUGUGCCUCUCUUAUUACUUUUUUGUAUUCCCCUGUUCCUCGGAUACAAUUCGAUCCUUCUACGGCCAAAUCUCAAUUUGUGGAAAGCUUUCGAUGGCUUCCUUAUUCAAACAUCAAUUGGAAUUUGGGUAUAGACGGUCUCUCUUUUUUCUUCGUGAUAUUGACCACAUUUCUGAUCCCUAUUUGUAUUUUAGUGGGUUGGUCUGGUAUGAAAAGUUAUGGGAAAGAGUAUAUUACAGCAUCUCUAAUUCGUGAAUUUCUAAUGAUCGCCGUGUUCCGCAUGCUGGAUCCUCUACUAUUCUAUGUUCUUCCCGAAAGCGUGCUAAUCCCUAUGUUGUGCGGAGCUGAGCAUCUUCUAUUCGCUGGGAUAAAGCUUUUCCUCUGCAGGGGCCUUGUGCAGUAAACCCCCUACGGGCGGUCGUCCGUCGUAAAGUAGUCCCCGCGAAGCUUUCGGGAAGAGGGGUAGUCUUGUGCGUAAGCAUAGCAUUUCUGGUCGAACCCGCCCAACCCAACUAAGACGAACCGAACCUGACAGACACAUCUUUUUCUGGGAGGGUACUCUGAGUAGUGGGUACCUCGUAGGACCUCGACCCGCCUACUCGGGUCUUGUAUGGAUAUGCAGGAAGGGGUGCUCCUAGGUGUGUGUAGGGGUUGUGUUUGUUCGCGAGAAUGGAUUCCUCGUCAAGUCAGUUUGGGGGGUGUGGACACACUUGCGCGAAUUCGGGUAACGGCUACAAGGGAGAAAUCGAAAGGAAACUGUACCCAACCAGGGAUGGACGUAAACUCGUAAGCUACCGAGGGUAGGGAUAAUCGUCCAGGUCUUAUUGUGAAAAAAAAAGCCGCCCCGCCACAGCAGGCGGGUUGGUUCCUCUGUCGUCGCCGGGGAGCUCUUGGUGAGGAGACCUUAGGAGAAGUUGCUAAAACAAACGGGAGGGGAGGAUCGACCCGUUCAGUAGAAUUACGAAGAAAGACUGUUGGCAGCAGGUGGAGACAUUUCUUUGGCCCCCUUCAAAAUCAAAAGGAAAUGCGGGCAGGGUUAAGCUCGGUAGAGGGUUCGAGAAUAGGGUAGGGUCCUGUCUUUAUCAGAUAAGAAAAGAGUUCCAAACCUUUAUGCAUGCACCUUCGUAUAAGUGCUGCAUACAAGUUCCGGCCAGGAGAAUUGGGAAACAAAAACCAAUUGGAACCGCUAAAAUCACAGUAGUAGUAGCGUAAAGCCAUAAGUCGGGGGGCGGCCAUAAAGGCUAUUACUUACUUUCACAUCUCUCUCUCUAGAUAUCUAGAGAGAGAUCCACUGCGUGAGCAACCGACUGUGCGUUACAUGUGCUCUACAGGCCGCACUCCAUCUUUUUUCCCAACGAGCCCUUUUUUGGAUUUGGAAGACGGGCGUUGCGUUCGGUUCGAAAGGCAUGGUUUUCAGUAUGUCUCCAGAUAGGGCCCCCCACUAGUCCGGCUAGCUAGUGAGCGGUUCUUUCGGGCGAGAAGCGGGCCGGGCCCUACGGGCGGGCAUCUCCCGCAACGCAAGCUGCAUUGUUCGCCACCACCCGAUAAGCAAAAGAUUCGAGAGUCCAGACUUAAUAUACAUGCAUAGAUAGUGGUCUAAUGACAAGGGCCGACGACGGAAGCUCGGGACGGAGCCGUAUGAUGCGGAAGUCUCACGUACGGUUCCCUGAGAAGGGAGUGGCUACCUACUGGGGCUUCGACCAACCACCACCGGUAAAUUCCGCUUUGGGGCCACCCCUGACUCUACCAUUAUUAUAGGGGUAUGGGGUUCGAGACAAAGAAAGAUCAAGGCAGCAUAUCAGUUGUUCCUUUAUACUUUACUUGGAUCUGUUUUUAUGCUAUUAGCUAUUCUUUUUAUUAUUUUCCAAACAGGGACCGCCGAUUUACAAAUAUCAUUAACCACAGAAUUUAGUGAGC